Messenger RNA from Camellia sinensis, 891 nucleotides. The record is from RefSeq and is a predicted model, not a curated record. Lineage: Eukaryota; Viridiplantae; Streptophyta; Magnoliopsida; Ericales; Theaceae.
CCAGGUUUCAGAUUGUAAUCUCCAGCUCCCAAACAUGGCAGAAGAUGAUUUCUCUGUGAUGAAGAACUGGGUUUCAAGGAAUUAUUACCCUGCAAGUCAUGCAUUGGACAAUGGGGUUGAAUCUGGGUCUAUGAGUGCAUUGGGGUAUUGGGAUUUGGAGUCACUGAGCUUGUCCAUGAGCCCUGGCUCCCAAUCAAGCUGUGUUACUGGUUCACAGCAGAUCUCACCCACUGUUACUGAGUGUGUAGCCAUGGAGGGAAAGAAAAGAGGGUCUGAGAAGCUUGAUCAGAAGCAGGUUGUCCAUAGGAAGUCCAUUGAUACAUUUGGACAGAGGACUUCACAGUAUAGAGGUGUCACAAGGCAUAGAUGGACUGGUAGAUAUGAAGCCCAUCUCUGGGACAACAGUUGUAAGAAAGAGGGACAAAGCAGGAAAGGAAGGCAAGUUUAUCUAGGGGGUUAUGAUAUGGAAGCAAAGGCUGCAAGAGCUUAUGAUUUAGCUGCACUCAAGUAUUGGGGCCCUUCGACCCAUAUCAAUUUUCCGCUGGAAAACUAUCAACAAGAACUUGAACAUAUGAAGAACAUGACCAGACAAGAAUAUGUUGCUCACUUAAGAAGAAAAAGCAGUGGCUUCUCAAGGGGUGCUUCAAUGUACAGAGGAGUCACAAGACAUCAUCAACAUGGACGCUGGCAAGCUCGAAUAGGCAGAGUUGCAGGAAACAAGGACCUUUAUCUAGGGACAUUCAGUGAGUUCCUUUGCAUCUUCUCAAUUUAUUUGGGCAAAAACUUAAAAUUGAAUAAAUAGAUGAUGGAUAUUGACAUUAUCGCAUACUUAACUAAUCAAGUGAUUCUCAUAUUCAUUUGAAACUAUCGAUUAAUUAGAGCUCGAUGAAC